This is a messenger RNA of Solanum tuberosum (potato), 3479 nucleotides long. Its product is annotated as disease resistance protein At4g27190-like. The transcript has 3 exons. The coding region runs from base 1041 to 2885 and encodes 614 amino acids. The record is from RefSeq and is a predicted model, not a curated record. Gene Ontology annotation, molecular function: ADP binding. NCBI's taxonomy places the organism in Eukaryota, Viridiplantae, Streptophyta, Magnoliopsida, Solanales, Solanaceae.
GUUUAGGUCUCAAUUCACUUUUAUAAAUUAAUUUAGAUACAAUUAUUUCUAACUAUAUGUUUGUUCUUUUGAUUUCUAACAAAUAAUACCACAACUGAAAAAUAUUACCAUAGCAGAACAAGAAUCUGGACUUGAGGAUCUACUACGAAACUUUGAUAAAGUUGAGGAUACUAUUCACUACGGAAGAAAUUAUUAUUUCACGAUGAAAUUUCUCAUUGAAAAAACUUCAGCGGCCACAUAUAUUUUGAUUGAAUUAGUAAGAAAAGAAAAAAAUAAUAGCGUUUUUAUAUGGAAAAAUUAGAAAGCUUUCCAGUAUUUCAAUGAGAGUUUGUUUCCCACCGUGUGUUUCCCUGAGUUGUUUGAUGGGAAACGGGUGGGAAAAUAAUCUUUUUAGUAUAAUUUUUUCAUUGAUUCACGGUGAAAAAAGGUCUACUUUUCUGGUAGUGUUUUCCAUAUUUAUCUGGUUUUUUGGAAAAAUAGAGAAGGAUCCUUAGUCAAAAGGCAUCUUUCCAAGUGGGGACUCUUGAGAUUAAUGUAUGGACAGACUUUAGCCUGUAAAGAUGAGUAUGUGUUCAAUUAUUAGCAAUUGCUGUCGAAGCUUAUGAGUUCGAAGUUCUAAUUCUAAGUUGGUGAGUUCUAAAUUAAUAGUUGUAUAUAUUUAAUGAACUUAGACCAAAGUUAUUGGAUUGAACAGAACUCAUAAUUUAUACUCUAACUCCGCCCAUGUAGUAUUGCAUAGUCUUCGUCUCUUUUGCCUUGAACAUCUUUUAACUGUACAAUGGAUAUGCUUUCUUCUGUUGUAUCUGGUUUUAUUGUUGAGGUAGGGAAGUACAUGUGUAAAUGCAUCUAUCCUAAGAUUGAAAAUAUUGUAUGUAUCUCGUCAAAGAUUGAAAAUCUAAGGGAGGAAAUGAAGAAUCUAACAAAGUUUAGAGAUGAUAUCAAUGCAAAGGUGGAUGAAGCUGAGGGAGAAGGCUAUAAACCAAAACUAGAUGUUGUCAAGUGGAUUGAAGAUGUUCGCGAAGUAAAAUGAAUGGGAAACUAUGCAAGAAAGCAUUGCAGCGGCAAAGACAUUUACAUAUAAAUGUUGUCCAAAUUGCAGCCUUCGCUCAGAAGUCUUCACUCAAGCACGGAACUUCCGAGAUCAACUCAGCAGGCUUAAAGAGGUCAGGGAAAACUUUGGAUCCAAUUUGGUGGUAGAAAAUUACCAAGUGAAAAAAGCUGAGUUCAUCCCGGGACCAUCAAUAGAAGGUCAGUCAACAGCAACAAGGAAUCUCAACAAAAUCCUGCAACUGUUAGAAGAUGAUAAGGUAUGCAUCAUCGGUAUGUGGGGUACCGGAGGAGUUGGGAAAACAACAUUGGUAAGUAAUCUGAACAAUGAGCUCCUAAAGACGGAUGUGUUAGGUCCUAAACUGUCUUUUGGUGUAGUGGUAUGGGUUACAGUGCCCAAACCGCCAAUAGACGUAAGAAAUGUUCAAGCACAAAUUGCUAGCAGAUUAAACCUAAAGGUAGAUAAUGAGGGAAGUGUAAAAAGCAUUGCCAGCAAAAUCUAUCAAAGACUCGAGCAAGAAAAGAGUUUCCUUCUCAUACUAGAUGAUGUUUGGGAGCCUACAAAUUUGGAUGACGUAGGCGUGCCCCAACCUGAAGAUCCCGCAAGAAGCAAGGUCAUUAUAACUUCUCGUUCUUUGGAUGUUUGUAAGCAAAUGAAAACAGACACUGAAAUGAAGGUUUACACAUUGGAUGCGGAUGAAUCUUGGCAACUAUUUGUCAAAAAUGCGGGAGAUAGUGCCAAUCUGGAGCAUAUUCAAUCAUUCGCAAAGGAUAUUGUAAGAGAGUGUGGUGGUUUACCUUUAGCAAUCACUGUUAUUGGAACAUCUAUGAGAGGCAAGAAUAGGGUCGAGCUCUGGGAAGAUGCUUUGAAAUCACUUAGAAUAUCCACACCUCAUAACAAAGAAGUAGAAAAAAAGGUUUACAACGUCAUCAAGUGGAGUUUUGAUUCUGUAGAAUCUCAGGAUGAUAUUGAAUUAUCCUCAGAGCAUGAGAACAAAAAGAGAGGUGACAUUCGAAGUUGUUUCUUGUAUUGCUCCUUAUAUCCGGCAGCAAUGUCAACAAAUGAUCUCAUACAUUGCUGGUGGGCAGAGGGGUUCCUCGGUGAACAUGACACAUAUGAAGAAACCUACAACAGGGGAAUCACAAUGAUUGAAAGUCUAAAAGAUGCCUGCUUGCUAGAAGCUGAUAAGGUGGAUUAUGUGAAGAUGCAUGAUGUGGUUCGUGAUGUUGCUAAAUGGAUAGAUGAAUCCAUUUCACAUGAUGAAGUGCCAGCUUCUGCCAAGAGAUUGUCUUUCAUAAGCAACAAAAUUGAGCACCUCACAGAAUGCCUAGAGACAACAACUUUACUAUUGCAAGACAAUUAUUCCCUUAGGGAAAUUCCCCAUGAAUUCUUUUUGUUAUUUCCAGCACUAAGAGUUGUGAGUCUGAGUCAUACUGGUAUUACAACAUUGCCUUGUUCCAUCAAUAGUUUAUGUCAACUACGUGCUUUAAUACUACACCAUUGUACUUUCUUGGAAGAGUUACCACCUAUUGGUAAUCUUUGCAAUUUGCAAUUGCUUGAUUGUGAUAAUACAAGGUUCCGUUGUCUACCGCAAGGAAUGGACAAGUUGAUAAAUCUGAGGUUAUUAGAUGUGCUUGUAUGUAAUUUUGAGGAGAACAUCGGCGAAGGACUUAUCCUCAAAUUGCCUAGGAUUGAAAUGUUAAAUAUUCGGAGAGACCGUCACAGACUGACGUCUUUUGAUGAGAUAUCGUCUCUACACAAUCUGACUUGUCUUUAUAUUAAUUUUGAUAGCUCAUCAAUUUUGAAUAUCUCAGCCUCGUUGCAGUAUAUAAUUUAAAGAGUGUUUCUGAUUUCGGUCAACUUCUGGGUCUAAGAUUUUCUAAAUUACAACAACUGGAUGUAUACGGUUGUUCAAGUUUAACAUGUCUUUUCAACGCUUUUUCUGUACCCAAGCAGUUGAAAAAAAUAAAUUUGUCCUUCUGUUUCAAGGUGGUAGAGUUAUUUGUGCAAUUAGAAACGUUAGGGGAACACCUGGAGAAACUUGACGUGAUCGGAUGCUAUGGAAUAAGGAAGUUGCCUCUCUCUAUUCAAACAUCCAACAACAUCAAAGUGAUAAGAGGAUCAUUAGAAUGGUGGAGCCGAUUAGAGUGGGAUGACGACAACUUCAAGUCAAAUUUACACCAUUGCUUCGUACCAUAUCUCGGGUAAAACUGAAAGGAUCAAAUUUAGAGCAUUGAUUCAGGACUAAAAAAGCAGAGGAAGGAACUUACCGCACCAGAGAUGCAGAGUUCGCGCCUGUCAGAUGUCUUAAUAACUUGUUCCUUUUUGUUCUGUUGUAGUUUUUUGUUACAGUUGUGUUGUGUGAUCAUCUUGUUAAUUUGUAAUGAGCAUUUUAGCGCAUUCUGAAAUUGUACAUUCAAAAUUUAGCUCA